Molecule: messenger RNA, 3234 nt
Organism: Adineta steineri
Lineage: Eukaryota; Metazoa; Rotifera; Eurotatoria; Adinetida; Adinetidae
Source: the annotation of a GenBank genome assembly
AUGAUGGAUAUUAACAAACGAGCGUUUUGCCAUUUUACACUCAAAGAUAUAUUAAGUAUUAUAUCGUCAGUUGCUAUACCCAUAGCUCUUGCUAUUUAUACUUCGAUUGGAUCUGAACAACAAAAACAACAAGCUGAGAAGAAACAAAAGUUUGAUUUUGAACAAUCAACAGAAUUAAGACAACAAACACUUUAUGAUGAAUUUUUAAAUAAUAUUUAUAAAUUAGAUAAAGAUGGUUAUCUUAAUGACAUAAAAAAUCCAUGGGCAUUUGCCAACGCAUAUUAUCGUGCUGCUCAUCGUCAAUGGGAUACAAUACGUAAUGCAGAUGUUAUACAAUUUCUUAAAGAAAAACAAUUAAUUGGUAGAAAUAAUUGUAGUAAUGGCUGUAGAACAACAAAAUUAGAUGAUAUAAUUCGUUUGAAUGAAUUAAGUUUUGAUAAUGUACGUCUAACAAGUGAAACUGGUGUAUUAAAUAAGUUGAAUUUACAAUGCAUUUCUUUUGAUCAGAUAUCAAUAUCAAAUGGGGAAUUUUCAUCUGUUAAUUUAAAUGGUGCAUCAUUUGAGGGAGCACGAUUGGAUAACGUGAAAUUUGAUGGUUCAUCUUUAGUUUGUGUUAGUUUUAAUGGUGCAAAUCUGACAGGUGCACGCUUUUCAAACAGUGAUUUGUCGGAAGCUAAAAUAACAGAAGAGCAAAUAAAGCAGGCAUACUUUUAUAAUGUAACUAUGCCAAACGGAAAGAAGAGUGAAACUACAGCUACAGCAACAACAAAAAAACAUAUAGCACAAACAACAACGAUAAUAAAAACAGAAAUGUUAACAACAACAGUAUCAUCAUCAUCAUCAUCGCUGACAACAACGCCAUCAACAACUACAACAUCAACAACAACAUCGACAACAACAUCGUCAUCAACAACAUCAACAACAACAACAACAACAACAAUCGCUUGGAAUAGUAUGUUCCUUAAUCAAACUAUUUACUCAGUUGAUUUACGCCCAGUUUCAGUAGCAGUAGCCGAUGUGAACAACGAUAAUAAACCUGAUAUUUUCACUGCAAAUCAAAAAUCAAAUACCAUCAGUGUUCUUCUUAACACAGGCAACGGUACUUUUUCUUCUCAAGUUACUUACUCAGUUGGUGCAGAACCCUAUAAAGUAGCGGUAGCCGAUGUAAACAGCGACAAUAGACCCGAUCUUAUCACUGCAAAUUUCAUGUCAAACACUGUCAGUGUUCUUCUCAACACAGGCAUCGGCACUUUUUCUCCUCAAUCAACUUAUGCAGUUGGUUCAUAUCCAUAUGGAGGAACUGUAGCCGAUGUGAAUAGCGACAAUAGACCCGAUAUUAUCACUACAAGUUGGAGUACAAACACCAUUAGUGUUCUUCUAAAUGCAGGCAACGGCAUUUUUUCUAAGCCAACUACUUACGCAGUUGGUUUACAACCAUAUGGAGCAGCUGUAGCCGAUGUGAACAGUGACAACAAGCCCGAUAUUGUCAUUACAAAUUGGGGUUCAAACACCAUUAGUGUUCUGCUCAACGCAGGUAGCGGCACUUUUUCUCCUCAAACUACCUACACAGUUGGUGUAAGCCCAAUGUCAGUAGCAGUAGCCGAUAUAAACAGCGACAAUAAAUCCGAUAUCGUCACUGCGAAUUUCGGUUCAAACAGCAACAGUGUUCUUCUCAACACAGGCAACGGUCGUUUUUCUCCUCAAACUACUUACGCGGUUGGUACAAGUCCACAUUCAGUAGCAGUAACUGAUGUGAACAACGACAAUAGACCAGAUCUUGUCACUGCAAAUUGGGCUUCAAACACCAUCAGUAUUCUUCCCAACGUAGGCAACGGUACUUUCUCUCCUCAAAUUACUUACGCAGUCGGUAUAGGUCCACAUUCAGUAGCAGUGGUCGAUGUAAAUAGUGACAAUAAACCUGAUCUUGUCGUCGCCAACUCUGAUGGACAAACCUUUACAUUAUCUUCAUCAUUUCAUUCAGCAUGGAAUCCAACAUCAAAUUGUUCUUUACAACAAUGUAAUGUAAACUUAAAUAAUAAUAAUAGUUGUCUUUCAUCAUCAACACCUUGUUUUGAUUAUCGAACAAUAAAUAAUAUUCGUUAUUGUUCACCUGGUAUUUUAUGUUCAAUAUUAGAAAGAUGUGAUAAUAUUACACAAACAUGUUCAUCAAAUAAUUCAAUAUGUGUUAUUAAUUCAUGUUGUUCAUCACAAGCAGUAUGUCUACCAUUGUUAAUAACACAAAUGUGUGAAAGAGGAUGGUUCUCUACUGGAAAUAUGAGUAAUGCACGAUAUGGUCACACAGCAUCUGUAUUAUCAAAUGGAUUAGUGUUAGUUAUCGGUGGAAGUAAUGAUAGCAGUGUUUUAAAUAGUACUGAAUUGUAUGAUCCAUCAACAAAUACUUGGACUAGUACUAGUAGCAUGACCAAUGCACGAGUUUAUCACACAACAUCUAUAUUAUCAAAUGGAAAAGUACUAGUUACUGGUGGUGUAGGCAAUGGCUAUUUAAAUAGUGCUGAACUGUAUGAUCCAUUAACAAGUACUUGGACAACUACUAGUAACAUGAAUAAUGCACGAGCUUUUCACACAGCAUCUGUAUUAUCAAAUGGAAAAGUAUUAGUUACUGGUGGAUACAAUAGUGGUAGUGUUGUAAAUAGUACUGAGCUGUAUGAUCUAUCAACAGGUACUUGGACCUUUACUGGUAGCAUCACUACUGCACGUUAUUCUCACACAGCAUCUAUAUUAUCAAACGGAAAAGUACUAGUAACUGGUGGAUACAAUGCGAGUGUUUUAAACAAUGUUGAACUGUAUGAUCCAUCAACAGGUAUUUGGACAACUACUAGUAACAUGAAUAAUGCACGAUAUUAUCAUACAGCAUCUGUAUUAUCAAAUGGAAACGUAUUAGUUACUGGUGGAAGUGGUACUGGUUAUUUAAAUAAUGCUGAGCUGUAUGAUCCAUCAAUAGGUACUUGGAUAGUUAACAGUAACAUGAAUAAUGCACGAUAUUCUCACACAGCAUCUGUAUUAUCAAAUGGACUAGUACUAGUUACUGGUGGACAUGCCAAUGAUUAUUUAAAUAGUGCUGAGCUGUAUGACCCAUUAACAAGCACUUGGACAACUACUAGUAACAUGACUAAGGCACUCUAUCUUCACACAGCAUCUGUAUUAUUAAAUGGAAAAGUAUUAGUUACUGGUGGAGAUGAUAAUAAUGCUUUAAAUACUGCAGAAUUAUAUUAA